GCGUCAGUAUUGGUUCAGGUCUUGUUCGGUCAGUAAUAUUCCACGUUGUUAUACCUUACAUAUCCCGACACAUCUCACAUCCCGAAAAAGGCAGGAUGCCCAAGGACUCGUUGGUUAAGUCGCCCAGGACGAGCAAGGAGAAGGCGGAGCAGAAAAAGGAGGCGGAAAACAAGCUGAAGUGCGUGAGCGAUUUUGAGCGGUCCCAGAAGAUCGACUCCCUUCCCCGCCACCUGAACACCUUCUGGAGGACGGACACCCGGCUGUCGGCCUCCAAGCUAAAUGGUCUGUGGAUGCUGAACAACACCAACUACAACAAGGGACUGGCCUUUACACUGAACGAAAGGCGAGUGCUGUCCAUCCAUGGACUACUCCCGGUGGCAGUGCGCACCAUGGAUGAACAGGUGACGGCCUGCGCGAAGACCUUGGACACGUUUAACACCCAAUUGCAGAGGUAUGUCUACCUGACCUACUUGUCGCGCAGGAAUAGGAGGUUGUUCUACUACCUCCUGCUCACCAAUCCUGAACGCUAUGUGCCACUGACGGAUGCCUCUGGUAACAUGGAGGUGCUCAAGAUCCACAGGAUGCUGCACUCCGUGGGCCAGGGUCUGUUCAUCUGCAUCAAGGAUCUGGGCCACAUUCCCCAGAUCCUGGCCAACUGGCCUUAUAGACUGGUUCGCUGCCUGCUGGUGAGCAAUGGGGCUUCGGUUCUCAGUCUGGGUGACCUGGGUGUGGAUGAGAUGCCUGUGCUGUUCUCCAAUAUCCACAACAGCGUGGUCUUUGGCGGCCUUCAUCCGGAUCACUGUUUGGCCGUUAUGCUGGAUGUGGGCACCAACAAUGAGCAGCUGCUGCAGGAUCCAGCCUAUACGGGAUUGAAGGAGCCUCGUGCCUCGGACGAGCUGUAUGAUCAGUUCUUCGAGGAGUUCACCCUGGCCGUGCUGCAGCAGUAUGGUUCCCAUGCCCUAAUCCUUUGCAAGGACUUCGAGGCCCAGAAGGCCAAGAAGCAACUGAAGUUGUACCGUGCCCGCCAGUGCAUCGUGGAUGUGGACUUCCAGUGCCUGGCUGCAGUGGCUCUGGCCGGAGUUAUAGUCUGCAACCGCUUGAAGAGGGUCUUCUUCUCGGCCAAUAUCUUCCUGUUCUACGGAGGCGAUGCCAUAAAUAUUGGAAUGGCUAGACUGUGCAUGGCCCUGCUGAAAAGGGAGGGUAUUAUUGAAAUGAAGGCAAGGGAGAAAGUUUGGUUCUUUGACGCCAACGGAUUGGUGGUGCUGGGCAGGAAGGACAUUCCCGAGGAGCUGAUGGAAUUCGCUAAUCCCCGAGAGCCGAUCUCCACUUUGGUGGAGGCCAUUCAGGAGUUGAAGCCAAAUGUCCUGGUGGGUGGCUCUUCGCAGCCGAAUAGCUUCACCCCCGAUGUCCUGAGGGCCAUGGAGAAGAGCUCCGAUCAACCGGUGAUAUUUGCCUUGUCCAGACCCCGAGAACAGGCCGAGUGUUCGGCGGAGGAUGCCUUUUCCUAUACCAAGGGUCGCUGCAUCUUCAUCUCGGGUUCAAAGCUGCCACCUCUGAAGUAUGCCAACAAGUGGUAUCAGCCGGGUCAUUGCACCAGUACCUACUUGGUGGCGGGUUUAAGUUGUGGCGUGAUGCUGGCUGGUUUCACCACCAUUCCAGAUGAGGCCUUUUGCGUGGCGGCUGAGAGAUUGGCCAGUCUGGUGUGGCCCUGCGAUCUGGAGAAGCGGAACGUCUACCCGCCAAUGAGGAAGAUUAAGUGCAUCAGCCUGCAAAUGGCCGAGGCCAUCUUUAUCUACGCCUUUCGCCGCGGAUUGGCCACCCUGUGGCCACAGCCGGAAAACCCCAUGGAGUACAUCAAAAACUCCAUGUACAAUCCGGAGUACCGCAUGAAUAUCGUCGACGUUUACUGCAUGCAGAACCGUACUAUCGCCACCACCGAGUCCCGCAAAUACUACACGCUCAACAUCUAGGACCUGUA
This is a messenger RNA of Drosophila suzukii, 1978 nucleotides long. RefSeq names its product NADP-dependent malic enzyme. Gene Ontology annotation, biological process: pyruvate metabolic process; malate metabolic process. Lineage: Eukaryota; Metazoa; Arthropoda; Insecta; Diptera; Drosophilidae. Gene Ontology annotation, cellular component: mitochondrion. Gene Ontology annotation, molecular function: malate dehydrogenase (decarboxylating) (NADP+) activity; NAD binding. The record is from RefSeq and is a predicted model, not a curated record.